UCUAAAGCUUAUUAAAAAUCGGCAAUGACCAAUAAAAGCCAAGAAAUAUAAGCCGCAGCAAGUAGAGGCAGGUUCAAGAUUUUCUUCAAGAUAAACACACAGGUCACGUAGCUUAACAAUAUUAAACAGCCUUUUUGAGCGUCGCUAGGAAAUGAGCCAGGAUUGACAAAAUCAUCUGACAUGAAGAUGAGUAAUUUUGAUUAGUGCAUAUUGUUGAGUGGUUAUGAAUGGACAGCAGAAUAACCAUGUCACGUUCAGUGAUACCCCCACUGCCCCUUCCUAAAUCCUCCAGCCUGUUACACACUCAACAACUGAAUGAAGUACUCCGCCGUCGCAUAGCUACAGCUGAAGGCAACACAGAAAGAAUACUUAAAGAGCUGAAUGAUCUCGGCUACUCAAAUCCAAAGGUGGCUGAAGCCUCUUUUUCAAGAUUUAGAUGCAUCAAACACCCUGAUAGAGAAGGAAAUCAAAGAAUGUGCAGAGAGUUCAAACCCUGACAGACCUCAAUCAGAGUCUUCUUUGGUGGAACCCAGACCAAGUUCUUUCACUCAAGAAGGUCUUAUUUCAAGAGUUUGUAAGUUAGAGAGCAUCAUUCAGACUCUAAGACUUGGACUUGCUGGAAGUGGUAGCAACAGUGCUUGUACUGACAGCAAUGGCAGUGGUAACAGAGGCAAGAGCCAAUGGAAACAACCUGAACUGGAUGACAAGCUUAGCCAGGUGCAACAGGAGCUGGGCACAGAAGUUGCACGGUUGAAACGACAUUUAGUAGCACUUCAAGAAGAACUGUCUCUGGAAUCGCAGGCUAGGCAACGUGCUAAAGAAGAAAUUGACCAGCUGAAAGAGGCCUUAGAAGAAGCAGUCCAAGCACGUGCAGAAGCAGCAAUAGCUGUGGAUGAACUGAGCACAACCAAACAGAAGCUAUUGCGUCGAGUAAAUGAAUUGAAGGAGGAAGUUGCUAGGGAGACAAGUUUACGAGCAAGCCUUGAAAUAUCUCACAAUACUUUACUGUCUCGUGUGCGUGAGACAGAAUCUAUUGCUGAGAGUGAAAGAAAGGAGACUCAAAAUGUGACAGCGAAUGCUAUCAGCUAUAAACAAGAAGUCGGAAGACUUACUGAAGAGCUGGCGGCAGAACUAUCGCGGAGAAAAAUGGCGGAGGAAUCAUGUCAGAAACUAAUUGCUGAAAAGGAAAAAGCUCUUGGUGACUUUGAGACAGCUCAGAUAGAUUGCAAAAUGGCAUCAGCUGAACUUUCAAGACUUCAGUCAAAGUAUGCAGAGCUUAUUAAGAAAUUUGAAGAAACGGAGGUUUUAAUGGAGAAACAGAAGGCCUACACACAGAAAAUGGAAGCAGAUGUGGGCCAACUACAGCAGACUAUUGAAAAGACUGUUGUAGAAAACAAGAAACUUUUGUCUGAACAAAAGCAGUUGUCUGAGAGUGACAAGAGCCACAUAGAGCAACGCUUAGCAAUGGAGGAAGAAAUCAAUAAACUAAAAAUGCAGAUCAGCGAACUGUCCACUGUGAACCAGAAUUUGAAAAUGCAGAAUAAACAGGUUCAGUCUCAAAUGGAAACUACUUGGAAGCAGAUGUGCUGCAGAGAAAAAGAGUUUACCUCUGCAGCCACAGGCUUGGAGACAGAACUAAAUAAUGUGCGAAGGCAGCUGCAGAGUUUGGAGGGAGAAAAAGAAGAUGUUCUUAGGGAUAAAGAAAACCUUUUAGAAGAGGUAAAUCAGACAGUAGACACACUGGUAGCAGAGAGAAGUCGACUGCAGGGUGAACUGGAGAAAUGUCAUGCAGAGAUGGGCAUGUUACAAGUAAAAUGCAGACAGCUUGAUGCUGAAAAUAUACAGCUAAUGGAACGCAUCAGUGGCCUUGAACACAAGCAGAUGGCACAGCUGAAAGUGGAAGCCACCCUAAAAGACAUGUUGGAGCAGAAGAAUAAAUUGGCUUAUGAGAAUGGUAAACUUCAGUCAGAACUUACACAGGUUAAGACGGAACUGUCUGUGGUUACUGUAGAAUCCACUGCCGCUGUACAGCAGAAAAAAAUGAACGAGAUCCUCCAGGACAAGUUUUUGAAGCCUGAAAUACAGAUUCCUUAUGAAAAGGCUCAGAAGGAAGCUGGGGAACAGUCCAUGGCCAUGCAACGCUUAGAAGGCCAGCUGCGUCACACAGAGGAUCUCCUGCAGCAAAAGCAACAUGAACUUCUGCUGACACAGGCGCAGAGAGAAGAAGUAGAGAGAGAAAUGGGCAAAGUGCUGGGCCAGCUGGAGGUUCUGGAAUCCAGAGAAAAGCACAAGAAUCAGCUGCAUCAAAAGAACAUGACUGAUGCAAAGGCAGUGAACCGUGAGAUCACCAGCACCCUAGAGGCAGUCAUGACCUCACACAGUCAGCUGCAAGAGCUGGUGACAAACCUUCAGGCUGAGCUUGGAAGAAGGGACACUGAGAUUGGGAGGCUUAAAAGCCUCAGGUUGAAAGAACAAGAUGAUUUCAAUCUCCAGAUAAAGCGCCAAAAUGAGACAAUUGAAACUUUGAAAGAUGAGCUCAAAAAAGAACAAGACAGAUCAGGGCGCAAGAUUAACAGGGAUAUAAGUGAGUUAAAGAAACAGAACUCUAACCUCUCAACACGUAAUGGUGAACUAAUGGCCACCAACAUGGAGUUACGCCAGCGAGUGGCAGACAUGGAGAAGACAGUCACUGAUUUGCAACAAAAGCUGUCAAGCCAGCGGCACAAAAUGGAUCAUAUGCACAAAGCUAAGAAGCAUGUUGAAGACAGCUUAGAACGUAUGAAGAAAAUGCAUGAAGACAUUGACGAAUUGGAGAGACUUCGUGAUGAAUACAUGCAGAAAAACAAGGAACAGGGGGAGACCAUUGCAGUGUUCAUGAGUCAGAUGGCCUCGCUUCAGGAAGAGUUUAAACAGCUGGCAGCUGCCCAGGUCAACACUGGAAGACUGCUUCAGCUGAAAGAAGGGGCUUUGGAGAAGGAACGAAAAAUCCGAGAGGAGGUGAAGAAAAGAUAUAAUCAAUCACGUAAACGUGAAAAUGAAGUUGCCAAACAAAAAAAUGUCUCUGAAGAAAAGCUGAAAGAAGCACACAAUGAGUCUGUUGAGAUUUCCAAACAUUUAAUGGAAGCCCAUGAAUGGUUCAAAGGAAAGUUUGAAAAACUUCAGGGGGAAUUGGCAGAGUCCAAAUUGGUUCAAACUAAACUUGAGCAAGAGAAUGCAGAUCAGAGACAUCAGCUCCUGAAGGAAAAAUCUCAUGUCCAAGAGGCAGCACAACGUGCAAAAGAAAUGAUUAAAGCAAGCAGAGAGAGCAUUAGCCGUCUAGCAGACUUCACAGAACAAGCUGAUAUUGACACCAAACGCCAGCUAGAGGAGCUGAGAACAGAGAUUGCCCGUGAGAAAAUUAAGGCCAAAACACAGUGGCGAGAUGCAUGAGCCUACUUACACAAGACUGUGACUAUAUUUGUGGAUUCAGCCUGUGAAAAUGGCAAAGGUUUUUAUCACAUCCACAAAACCGUACCAAAAAUUCUUACAUAAAGAUAAAAUUGUGGAGGACAGAAAUCCGUUUUCUGAUGCAAGAACUUGUAAAAUCUGUCAUAAUCGAUAGCUUUUCAUUGACAUUGCUCAUUAAGUGCAUACAGAAAAGUAGUUUGUGAUAAUUACUUUGGUAAUUAUUUACAAUUAUUCUGCCUGUCAUAUUUUCCUGUGUGGAGUUACUGAUGUAUUUAUAUCUGCAUGGUAUCACUAUUUAUGGUUGAACAUGGACACUUUAGUCCACAAACGUGUGUGUGUGUGAGCAUGCAUACAUGCCAGGGAUGAACAUUCUGUAAAACUAAAUUUUUAAGUCUGUGAUAAACACACUAAAGCUAACCUUAACCCUGAACAGUCUCAGGUUGAGUAUAUUUAAAUUUUGAGUGAGUGCUUCUUUUGGUUAUGUGUAUGAACAAGAGAGCUAAUGUGAUGUCAAUCUUUGUUAUUAUAAUAAAAAAAUGCAAAAUU
This is a messenger RNA of Pomacea canaliculata, 3993 nucleotides long. RefSeq names its product coiled-coil domain-containing protein 150-like. The coding region runs from base 382 to 3429 and encodes 1015 amino acids. Lineage: Eukaryota; Metazoa; Mollusca; Gastropoda; Architaenioglossa; Ampullariidae. The record is from RefSeq and is a predicted model, not a curated record. The transcript has 22 exons.